AGCAAAUCUGAAGGGCAUUGUGUUUGCAUACAUGAUCACAUAGCCUUCACACAAACUUCCCACCCGCUUCAAGUGAUGCAAUGAAUUGUUUCCCUGGUCGCAAAAUGCUAGAAUGCUAGAUAUCUGGUCGACACCAUUCGCUGCAUAUGGCUGGCAGAAGGCUGCUCGAUGCAGCCAGGCUUUUCGGAGCGGGCGCUUCGAUAGCUAGACAACAUAUCGUACUUCGCCGCCAACAAUUAGAUGUUUUCACCAAGACCUCGAGCCUCGCCAGAGCAGUCAAAAAUCAGACGGAUAAGGUCACAGUGACUGUCGGCGCAGCAGUCGAACUCGGGAAAAGGCUUAAUGAGACUGGGCCCCAAUGGCGCGAGGACAGACCACAUCCGAACGAUACGAAUGCUGCGUUCGCAUCACGCACAUCGGCACCACCUGAUACUAGGGAUGCACAGUCACAUAGCUCGCAGGUCUAUUACGAUGGCCCUGUACCGAAAGCUACACUACGUGGAGAAGAGUUCCCCACGGCCGCUGUUGAUACACAGACUAUACAUGGGUCGGGUCUGGGACAGGAUACAUUUAAUCAAAGAUCUGGAAAUGUAAAAGGACAAUCGUCAUCGUUACCGUUUGAGCAGAUUCCGACGCAUGCCGCAGGAUCGACCCAAACUCCGGCAGAACAGGCGAGCCUGGGUAUAAAUCAAGAUGUCUUUCCGGACCCAGGCGACAAGCUCGAAGCUGCUGGGCCUUCUCGAGCAUCGGAUGCAGAUAGCAGCGCAGAUGUGCUAUCUUCCAUUGGAGUAUCAAGAAUAGCGGGUCGAGGACGGCUCGGACUAAGCAAUCCUUACGGCUCGCGUGGAAAACUGCCUUCCAAACCGCUCCCAGAAAUGGUCGAGGCGUCAAAGCGAUGGCAGAAGGAGCGAGAAGCUGCUCCUGUGGAGUCGAAGACAUCACAGCCGGCACAGGAUGAACUGAGACAACAGCAGGACGACACAGACACAGCUGCUCUAGCAUCGUCCCUUGCUGAAGAGGUCGAGUCGCAAAAGAAGGACACUCCGUAUAAAAUGCGCGAGUCAAGAGUACCUUCAUCCCGUUUCGGUCGUUUAUGGCAGUACGGAGGACUAGCCACGAGCAUGGCAUUCGGGGCAAUGGGCGAAGGAAUUCGGCGAAUUGCUGGCGGUACUGGUGAGGGCAGUCUCAUGCUCAGUGAGGGCAACAUGAAUCGCUUGGUCGCGAAAUUGAGUCGGAUGCGUGGUGCCGCCCUAAAGCUGGGUCAGAUGAUUAGCUUCCAGGAUUCGAAAGUCCUGCCUGCUACAAUCAACACUGUACUUCAGCGAGUGCAGGACAGUGCCGACUAUAUGCCUGCCUCUCAACGCGACAAAGUCCUCAUACGAAAUUUAGGCCCACAUUGGCGGGAUCUCUUCUCGGAGUUUGCUGAUCGGCCAUUUGCCGCCGCAUCUAUCGGACAGGUGCAUAAAGCUACCCUCAAAUCUAACGGUAAAGCGGUGGCUGUGAAGAUUCAGUAUCCGGGAGUGCGAAACAGCAUAGAUUCCGAUCUCAACAACCUCUCCCUCCUGCUCACUGCCAGUCAGCUCCUACCUCGAGGUCUCUUCCUCGACAAGACCAUUGCGAACGCGCGAACAGAACUUGGCUGGGAAUGCGACUACGAGCGCGAAGCCAAGGCCUGCAUCCGCUUCAAGACCGAGUUGCUGGCAGACGAAUCCGACAUCUUCGCUGUCCCAACCGUAUACACCGAAGCUUCAGGACCUGACGUCCUCACAGCUGAAUUUAUGCACGGCACCGGCGUCACCAAAAUUGCAGACCUCUCGCAAGACGAACGGAACUGGAUCGGCUCCAACAUCCUCCGCCUCUGCCUCCGAGAACUGAUGGAAUGGCAAUUCAUGCAGACCGAUCCCAACUGGACCAAUUUCCUCUACAACCGCUCGACGCAGAAUCUCGAACUGCUCGACUUCGGCGCCAGCCGCGACUUCCCCAAGGAAUUCGUCGAGCCCUACGUCGCACUCCUGAUCGCCGCCUCCAGGGGCGACCGCGACGCGUGUGUGAAAUACUCCAUCGACCUUGGCUAUCUCACCGGCGCGGAGAGCAAGGAGAUGCUCCGAGCCCACGUCGAUUCCAUCCUGACACUAGCGGAGCCGUUUGUGCAGAACGCGCCCGAGGUUUACGACUUCGAGGAUCAAACCAUCACGGACCGCGUGCGCGCGAAUAUCGGGUUAAUGCUAAGGGAGAGAAUGGCGCCGCCUCCGGAGGAGACGUAUUCGCUACAUCGGAAGUUGAGCGGUGCAUUUUUGCUCUGUGCCCGGUUGAGGAGUAAGGUCGAGGCUAGAGAGAUGUUCGCCACAGCGGUGAAGGUUUGGGAGGGGAGGGAGAAAAGUGUCAAAUCAUAGAUCAUUUUCUUCAUGUUGUAACAAAAGUAUACCAGUAAAUCAUGGAUCCUUUAUACCUCUUAGCAGUGUAACAGUAUUAGUCGAUUCUCUCAUGGUCACUUGACUGU
Molecule: messenger RNA, 2500 nt
Organism: Dissoconium aciculare CBS 342.82
Lineage: Eukaryota; Fungi; Ascomycota; Dothideomycetes; Mycosphaerellales; Dissoconiaceae
Product: ABC1-domain-containing protein
Exons: 1
Coding region: 147-2393 (748 amino acids)
Biological process (GO): ubiquinone biosynthetic process
Cellular component (GO): extrinsic component of mitochondrial inner membrane
Molecular function (GO): kinase activity
Source: RefSeq, a predicted model, not a curated record